Messenger RNA from Prunus mume (Japanese apricot), 2106 nucleotides. Its product is annotated as transcription activator GLK1. NCBI's taxonomy places the organism in Eukaryota, Viridiplantae, Streptophyta, Magnoliopsida, Rosales, Rosaceae. Gene Ontology annotation, cellular component: nucleus. Gene Ontology annotation, biological process: positive regulation of DNA-templated transcription. The record is from RefSeq and is a predicted model, not a curated record. Gene Ontology annotation, molecular function: DNA-binding transcription factor activity; transcription cis-regulatory region binding.
AUAAAACAAAAACUUAAAAACAAAUCUGAGAGAGAGAGAUCUCAACCGAAGUUGUGGUUGAGAUCCAUCUGACCUCUAUUCACUUUCUCCACUACGCUGCAAAAAAGAAAACAAAACCAUCAUCUCCAGCCCCAUUAUACAACUUUGUUUGUCUCCUCUCUUCUCUCUUCACUUCAUCUCUCCUAAUUAGUUUCCAGAAAAAAAAGAGGAAAAAAGCAGAGAGUUUAGUUUCUGCUCGAGCAGUACUAAUUAUUACCAGUCUACUUGAAACUAAUUUUCAUGGAAUAAACUUAUAUCUUUUGUGCAGAUUACUAGCUUGUAAGCUAGGAGUCGUUUAGUUUUCAAUAUCAGAUUAUACAUAUUGUGUGUAUAUAUAUAUAUAUAAUAUAUAACUGGAGAUUUUGAAAGGGUUGCUUGAUGCUUAUUUUAUCACCUUUGAGGGAUGGCCAUCAUCAGCUCAAGGAGGAGAAGCAGUUAGGUGGCGGCGGUAGAGAUGAGGGUGAGGUGGAGGGUUUUGAUUUCAAUGGAGGGAAUAGCGUGGGGUCGGCGGGGCUGGACUUCCCGGAGUUUACAGGGGGAAUGGGGAACCUGCUUGACAGCAUCGACUUCGAUGACCUCUUCAUCGGCAUCCAUGACGGCGACGUGCUCCCCGAUUUGGAGAUGGACUCCGAAAUUCUUGACUUUUCGGCUCACCGAGACCAUGGUGACGAAUAUUAUCAUAAUAACGCAAAGACGACUUCGUCCAAAGUGGAAGACCAGGAGGAGGAGGAGGAGGAGGAUAAGGACCGUGCCAGAGCGGCAGCGGAUAGUUUAACAAGUGCUACUACUACGAGAAAUAAUCAGAACUACUCGAGCUCCAGUAAUACUAGUACUACUACUACUUCUGCCACUCAAGAUCAGGAUCGAGAUGGAGGACAUGAAGAAAUUGGGAGUAAAGGAGACUCUAAUAGUAAUAUUAAUAAUAAUAUUAGUCAAAUUAGGGCAUCUCAGCAUGAACAAAAUCAGCUGCUCAAUCAAUCGUCGAGCCCCAAAGAAUCAGCUGAUCAGAAAUUGGCUCGGAAGUCAUCAUCCACAGCGCAAUCCAAGAAUUCUCAUGGGAAAAGAAAAGUAAAGGUGGAUUGGACACCAGAACUGCACAGGAGGUUCGUGCAAGCAGUAGAGCAGCUAGGGGUGGAUAAAGCAGUGCCUUCUAGGAUUUUAGAGCUUAUGGGAAUAGAUUGUCUCACUCGCCACAAUAUUGCUAGCCACCUUCAAAAAUAUCGAUCCCAUAGGAAACAUUUGCUAGCCCGUGAAGCAGAGGCAGCAAGCUGGACCCAGAGACGACAAAUGUAUGGGGCAGCAGCUGUCAGCGGAGGAGGAGGAGGAGGAGGAGGAGGAGGAGGCAAGAGUAGUAGAAGUGACGUCAUGAUGAUGAACAGCCCUAAUUGGCUCAAUGCACCCACCAUGGGUUUCCCUCCCAUACCUAGCCCUACACCACCACCCAUGCACCACCACCAUCACCACCAGAUGAUCAGACCCUUACAUGUGUGGGGCCACCCCUCCAUGGACCAAUCUAUGAUGCACAUGUGGCCAAAGCAUCUUCCCCAUAAUUUCCCAUCUCCAAUACCACCUCCUCCUCCACCUGCACAUGCAUGGCCUCCUCCUCCUCCUCCACCUUCGGAUGCUUCGUAUUGGCACCACCCUCCCCCUCACCACCAGCGUGUUCCAAAUGCACUAACCCCAGGAACACCAUGCUUUCCAAGGCACCUAGCUACUGCGACGCAGCAGAGAUUUCCCGCUCCACCUGUCCCAGGCAUUCCACCGCAUGCCAUGUACAAAGUAGACACAGGUAUCGCUGUCCCCUCUCCGCAAUCUGGGCCCCACCCUCUUGUCGACUUUCAUCCGUCAAACGAGAGCAUAGAUGCAGCUAUUGGAGAUGUUUUAUCGAAGCCAUGGCUGCCUCUUCCUCUUGGCCUAAGGCCUCCGGCUACUGACAGCGUCAUGGUGGAGCUACAACGGCAGGGAAUUCCAAAGAUACCGCCCUCCUGUGCUUGAACCAGAUCUUCUACAUUUCUCGAACAUGUAUGUUGUUUGAUGAUGUGUUCAAGACAGAAGAGAACCCCAAAA